Molecule: messenger RNA, 2067 nt
Organism: Phyllopteryx taeniolatus (common seadragon)
Lineage: Eukaryota; Metazoa; Chordata; Actinopteri; Syngnathiformes; Syngnathidae
Product: protein sidekick-1-like
Exons: 14
Coding region: 138-1847 (569 amino acids)
Molecular function (GO): protein binding
Source: RefSeq, a predicted model, not a curated record
CCUGCAGAACUGUUUGUGUGAGCACUUCGAGGAUACCAUCAUGUGACUUGGAAACUUGUCAAAGCUGAGACCUCUUCAUGGUCCAGUUUGAUACCCAACAGCAGGUGAAUGAAGCUCCUCGCUGAGCUGAUCUUAACAUGACUUACUUUGUCAGUAAAUACUUCAGUUGGUGUUGCAGCCUCUGCCUUCUGCUAGGAUGCAGCUUCACAGUAAGCCUCGAAGUUAAAGUUGGUGCAGACAUUACUUUAACGUGCAAGUACGAUGCUCGCUACUACGGCAAGCUGUCGGUGUGCUGGGGUCGAGGGCCUAUCCCUAACAGUGGCUGUGCCAAUGAAGUCAUCAAGACGGACGGAACAUCGGUCACCAGCAGACUAUCCGAGCGCUACCUGCUCAUGGGUAACAUCGAGGAGGGCGAUGUGUCGCUGACCAUCAGACAGGUUGUGGAGAGCGACCGGGGUGUGUACGGCUGCCGUGUGGAAAUCCCAGGCUGGUUCAACGAUCGCAAACAUCGGGUGACCCUGACGGUGGUACCAGCCUGCCCUGAUGCUCUCAAGGUGGAGAUGCGGGAGGUGAGGGACAGAACUGUCACCAUUCGCUGGUCGCAUGUGUUUGACGGUGGAAGGCCCAUCAAGUCCUACGAGAUUGACAUCAAGAGCAAAGAGGCACUAUGGGAUGCUGCAGUGAUAACUCACAUAUCAAAUCCAAACCUGACUCAGGUCACUCUGGUGGACUUGCGACCGGCAAAGUAUUACAACCUCCGCAUGUUUGCAAUCAAUAGUCAGGGCAUGAGUAACGCCAGUAAUGUUCUCACAGUUGCCACAAAAGAAGCAGCACCAGAAGGUCCACCACUGGAUAUGCGUCUCCAAGCGACCUCGUCUACAAGCAUCAGAGUGUCUUGGAAGCCUCCUCGGGCGGACCUGAGAAAUGGGAUUCUACGCAGUUACAGCAUCCGAUACAUAGAGUAUGACCCUGUUGGCAGACACUUCAAACAGUGGCACCACCAAAGUGUCACAGCCACACAGUCACAAGAGAGCCUCAUCUUAAGUGGAUUGAGGCCCUCCACCCAGUACAGUGUGCUCAUACAGGCCAAGACCAACGCAGGCAUAGGACCUGCCUCGAGUGCACUCCUCUGCUCCACCUUGGAUGAGCUUCUCCAAACUUCGACCGAGGCAACAAUCAACACGCUCUUCACCGUUACAUGGCCGAUGUCAGAGACCACAAGGUUCAUCUCAGAUCUCACAACUCCAGCAGUUGAGGUGGUUAUUGCCAGCACAGCAUGGGAACAAAGCACUCCAGGUUUUUCCUCAGUGCCUCCGGACCCACCUGUUGUUGAGUUGAAGGAGGUCAACGGCAACACAGUUUCUUUCUCCUGGACUCCUGGGUUUGAAGGAGAUGCCCCCAUUUCUGGAUAUUUCCUUGAGUAUAAAGCAUUGAAUGGCUCGUGGGAUUUUGAGAAGACAGUAGUGGACUUCAGCCCAAACCAGAGAGAGGCCACCAUCAUAGAGAUAAAUCCCUCCGUGUACAACAUCCGCAUGUUUGCAAAGAGCAGUCUGGGUACUAGUAAAGCCAGCAACAUCCUUACCUUCACAACUGGAGACACAGGUCAGCAGGAUGUUUUCUCAACAACCACAACCAUUAAUACUCAUGCUGCAACAAGCUCUGAGGAGGGGGGAAGUGGUCACCUUGUUGCUAUCGUUGUUCCACUUGUGCUGGUGAUUAUGUCGAUCGUUGCCAUAGCGACUAUAUGGCACCUGCGACGGUUCAAAGGGCAAAAAGGCAACAUUAGCCUGUGGCUGAGCCGAGGAGCAAUACUUUACAGAGGCUCUGAGUCCAUGCAAGAGCUGUGAGACAUGCUUCUUUACUGGACGUCACAAAUAUGUCAACAUGAAAACAGCUAAAGACCUGAACUGUACAUCAUGUUGUAUGGACAGCACUGGCGUGUCCUCAUACAGUUAGAUCCAAAAAUACAGUAUUUGGGCACUGACUUUUUUUAUUUGUUUAUUUUUUUUUUAAUGAUCUUGCCUGUGUAUACCUCCAUAAUGGAAUAAAAAUGUAAAAACGUGUAAA